Messenger RNA from Colletotrichum gloeosporioides, 2928 nucleotides. RefSeq names its product Cytochrome P450 4g15. The record is from RefSeq and is a predicted model, not a curated record. Lineage: Eukaryota; Fungi; Ascomycota; Sordariomycetes; Glomerellales; Glomerellaceae. Gene Ontology annotation, cellular component: membrane. Gene Ontology annotation, molecular function: monooxygenase activity; heme binding; oxidoreductase activity, acting on paired donors, with incorporation or reduction of molecular oxygen. The transcript is spliced from 6 exons. The coding region runs from base 1 to 2928 and encodes 975 amino acids.
AUGGUGUCAUCCAUUUAUGCUCUCGUCGGGGCGGUGGUCGCCUAUGGUGUCUACUCUUACGUCUCUGGCUUGCAGCGCAACAUAGCUGAGGCAAAGAAGUCUGGCUUGCCUUACGUGGUGUCUCCUAUUUCGCCAUUCUCGAUGCUUUGGCAGCUAACACACAAGCUCUGGCUACCCAUCAUUAAGACCCUUCCAAAGACAUGGUGGGAGGACUGGCUACAAGUCGCGAUUCCUAACUGGUCCUACGACCUCCUCCACGAACCCUUCGCACGCCACGGCGAGACAUUCAUGAUCGUUUCCCCGUUCCAGAUCCUCAUCCUAACCGACAGCGCCGAGGCGAUCCACCAAAUCACCCAGCAGCGCGAAAAGUUCCCCAAGCUCGUCGAGACGUACGCGAUCCUCAAGCAGUUCGGCGAGAACGUCCUGACCACCGAGGGCGCCGCCUGGCGCAUGCACCGCAAGGUCACCUCCGCCACCUUCAACGAGAAGAACGCCGCCCUCGUGUUCGCCGAGUCCAUCAAGCAGGCGCAGAGCAUGACGCAAAAGUGGCUCGGCGCGGACGGCAAGGGCACGAAGACGAUCGAGACGCUGGACCACGACACCAUGCGCCUCGCGCUCAACAUCAUCAGCUACGUGGGCUUCGGCAUGCGGCUGCUUUGGCCGGGGCAAGUGCUGCCUGCGGGGACGGACCCGAAGCUUACCAAGUACAGCUCUCUGGAGGCGCCGCCGGGACAUACGAUGAGCUUCGUGGAUGCGAUUGCCGAGAUGUUGGAGCAUAUUCUGGUCUUGUUGCUGGUUCCGAGGUGGCUCUUGAAGAGGCUUCCGUUCAAGUACACGAAGCUUGCGAUGGACUCGCACGACAACUAUGUGCAGUACAUCGACGAGUUGAUGCAAGAUAAGAUUGAGGACCUGCAAAAGGGCGAUCACGGGGACGCAGGCAUGGAUCUGAUGGGCCAGCUUGUGAGGUCAAAAUACGGCAACGAGGGAGAGAUCAAUGGAGGCGCCAACGGUAUCGUCAGCAAGGGUAAGGACUCGAAGAUCCCCCAGUUGUCAAAGUCAGAGAUUACCGGCAACGCCUUCAUCAUGCUUGUCGCGGGGCACGAGACGACAGCGAACGCCAUGCACUUUGGCUGCAUCGAGAUCGCCUGCAACCCGGCCGUCCAGCGACAGCUCCAGAAAGACAUUGACGGCAUCUUUGGCGACAGCGAUCCCAGCACGUGGAACUAUGACAGUACGGUCAACCCCAUGCUCGCGUCGAUGCUGGGCGCCUGCAUGAACGAGACGCUGCGCAUGACGCCGGCCGUGACGGAGAUCCCUAAGAAGGUCAACCCCGAAGGCGACGGCAUCGUGACCCUCGACGGCGAGAAGCACGCGCUGCCGCGGGGUGCCCACAUCUCCAUCGUCGGGGUGGCGGCGCACCGCAACCCGCGCAACUGGCCGUCGAAGCCGAGCAAGGUCACGGACGCGGUGCACGACCUGAAUGACUACGUCCCGGAGCGGUGGUACCGGCAGAACAUCAACGGGGAGCAGACGGAGGACAAGGGUGGUGACACGGAGGACUACGGGGGGUACAAGGGGUCCGACACCAGCGAGAAGAUGUUCCGGCCGGUGCGGGGAUCGUACGUGCCCUUCUCCGACGGCCCACGGUCGUGUCUGGGGCGGCGCAUUGCGCAGGUGGAGAUUAUCGCUGCGUUGUCUGUCAUUUUCCAGCGGUACAGUCUCGAGUUGGCGGUGGACGAGUGGGCUAGUGAUGCCGAGGUCGAGGCGAUGAGCCCGGCGGAGAGGGCCAAGUUGUAUAAGAAGGCGCAGGAUAAGUGCCGGCAGACGCUGAAGACUGCGAGCACGAUGUUGACGUUGAAGUUGCCGCAUGGGACGACUGUUCCGCUGAGGAUUGUGCCCAGGGGCAAGGAGAGGUUUCGCAAGAGCGACUUGGUCGAGCUCGCAGAGCUGACCGGACUUACUGGAUAUGAGAACCAGAAGAAGGUCGAUUUGGAGGCUACCCUCGAUGAGUACCUCACGGAAAACGCGUUCAAAUUCUCUACCGAGCCGAAGCUCACUCCCUACUACACGAGCCGCGCCAAGGCAGCCGGGUCACCCAUCAAGAGGGAGGCUCCUUCGUCGGAAGUUGUCAAGUCUGUGCGACGCAGGACUACGAGAGUCAUCGAGGAGAUCCGUCCCGAGCCUGAACCUGAAGAAGAGGAGGCUUCAUCAUCCAGCCCAGAGCCCGCCGCGGCCUCGACUGCCCUGGCUCUGCGUACGCCUGCCCGCAACCUCUCUCUCGCCAGCCGUAUUCCUCUGCCCGCAACCCCUGCCGACGUCGCGGAGGCUGUCGACCGCCACACAGUCGCCAUCCGGGAACGCGCCACAGAAUUGUACGACCAAUCUGGCAUCCAGGAGGGUACUCAGGCCGUUCGCUCCUCUCUGUCAACGGUCACCUCCAUCCUCUUCACCGUUGCUGCGUUCGAGGCGUGGAAUCUGCGCGCCGAGGUUCUACCCCUGCGCUAUGCCUUCACUAUCCCGGCUAUCCCCGCGCUAGGCACCAGCUUCUACCCAGUUUACGUGCCCGACGCGUUUCUGUUCGUGACUUCGUCUUUCUGGUCCCCGGUCUCCCUGUGGACCCUGACAUCCGUUCUCAUUCCGUCCUUGUUCGGCUACUUCUACAACUUGAGCGCGGCUAGCCACCCCCAGAGGCGCGAGGGCUCCGAACUCACAACAGUAGAGUACAAUGUCGAUCCCCUCGUCUUCAGCAUCGUAAAGGCUCUCAUUUCCUUCGUCGUUUACGGACAGAAGGUCACCUUUGGCGGCUGGAUUAACGAGAACUCGAUCGACCGCAUCAACGGUGCUUUGUACGGCGAAUGGAAGGGCAUCCUUACAGGCGCAGCCAUCACUGGCCUCGUGAGCUUGUACGACGCCGUCUUGAAGAAGUAG